GGAUGAUAUGACAGUAACAUGAAUUAAGGUUACAUCUACAGUAACCCCCUUCUUUUUUUUUAUUAGUAAGGUAGAAUGUUUUAUGUAAUAUAAAAAAAAAAGAAAAGAUUUGAUGAUGAUGGUUGACGUGUUAUGGGUUAUUGUAUCAUCGCGUAAAAAAAUAAUAUUAAAAAAAAAAUAUUUUUUAUUGUUUACAUUUGGAGCGUGUUUUAUUGUUUACCUUUGGAGCGUUUUUUUUUUGUUUACCUCUGGAGCGUUUUUUUUUGUUUACCUUUGGAGCGUUUUCUUUUGUUUACCUCUGGAGCGUGUUUUUUUUUUCUUCUUCUUUUUCUUCUUCUUUUUCUUUUUCUUUUUUUCUUAUUUACCAUUGUAGCGUGUUUUUUUUUUCUUUAUCUUUUUUUUUUUUUUGUUU
Halteromyces radiatus is the source of this 412-nucleotide messenger RNA. RefSeq lists its product as uncharacterized. Bases 113 to 373 code for a protein of 86 amino acids. NCBI's taxonomy places the organism in Eukaryota, Fungi, Mucoromycota, Mucoromycetes, Mucorales, Cunninghamellaceae. The record is from RefSeq and is a predicted model, not a curated record. The transcript has a single exon.